This is a messenger RNA of Rotaria sordida, 2880 nucleotides long. The record is from the annotation of a GenBank genome assembly. NCBI's taxonomy places the organism in Eukaryota, Metazoa, Rotifera, Eurotatoria, Philodinida, Philodinidae.
AUGAGUGAAAAUAAUACUUUUAGUUUUGCACGCUUUGAUUACUCCACCGUUCCAUCAAUUGCUUCAUCUAUCAAUCUCGUUUCAUCAUCGAUCAAUCCUAUUUCAUCGUCGAUUGCAACAUCACCUGUCGAAGUAUCCGAUGUUCAUGGUCUCAUCGUCAAUCUCAAGGUGAAAUUCAACUAUCCAGAACUACAUGCUUUUGUCGAUGAACUCAAACAACUGAAUGAUCUUAUGCAAAUAAAUGGGCAACGCAUUUCAAUUCUGCAUCUUUAUGCACUUGAAUCUACACGUGACCCAAUCGACAUGAGUAAUCAAACUGUACGAACAACAUAUCGACCAAAUCUUUUCAUUCGAAAGAAUGAUAUGUAUGGACCAUGGAACUUCAAAUAUCUUCUUGAUCUUCUAGAACUUGAAUAUGAAUGUGCGAUGAACGAUGGCCAAUUUCCGAAACUAUGGAAAUCAACUUCGACAACUACAGUACAAAUUAGAGUAACACCGUAUUAUGAUCGAUCUCAUAAUUCUACUGAUAAUCAAGAGCAAUCAACAACGAAUUCUCAAGACGAUGUUACUCUUUUUGACGAGAACAUCAGCACUAUUGACCAUUUACGUGGUGCUGUAACUAAUGAAACCAUUUGGGAAAAAAUCACUGUUCGAGUUUUAGUCAAACAAAUGAUUCGUGACUAUGUUCAAUUGAAUAUUGUUUCAAAAAAUUCAUCUCAAGUGACUGAUCCUUACAAAGAUUCGAAGGCCACUUUAUUAGGUGACAUUCAUCGAGUUCGUCGCUAUUUUUAUCACAUUACGGGACAAAUUCAAUGUGUUCCUUAUCUCGAUCGAAAUGCUGUCAACUUAGCCAUCGAAGAAAUUCGACAAACAUACGAUGAUGAUGGAAAUGUUCUCAUCAAUAUACAUAAUUAUUUACGAACAUUUUGCUUGCAAAAUACGGUAGCUACUGAAGAAGAACGAAAUAAACAACGACAAGCAACCGAACUCGACAAUGAUGAAAAGAAGAUUGAAGCAUUGAAAGAGUUGCUUGAACUCAAUCUAGCUAAUGAACAACGAAAAUUAAAUGUCAAAUUCGGUCGUGGUCUACUUCUCUAUGGUCCACCAGGGACAGGCAAAUCAGAACUGUUGAAACGAGCGGCCAUCUUUGCUGGUAUUACUAUGACUACAAAUCCUUUGGCAGCUGGUGAACUCAAUCGACCGUAUGUAGGUGAAACUGAAAAACUUCUAAUUGAUAUUAUGUAUCGAGCAGAUACUAUUCCAUAUUUAAUCUGUGCUAUGACAAUUGAUGAAAUCGAUGGUCUCGUACCUAAACGUGACAACAAUGCACAACAAUCAAAAGUCGAUGGCAUAAGUGUCCUCUUGUCUCAUAUUGAAGGUGUAAAGAAUAUUCCCAAUUUGAUUGUACUUGGUGCUACUAAUCGAAGAAACAUGAUGGACGAAGCGUUCCUUCGUCGUAUGCAAGCGAAAUGUUUUGUUGGUCGACCAUCACCACAGAUUCGUAAGAAAAUGUUGCGACCACUCUUGUCCAAAGGUUCAAAUUUGUUUACGAAUAAACAAUUGGAUUUUCUCGUCAAAGUAACUACGAACUUUAGUGGCGCGGCUGUCGCCGCACUUCGAUCAAGCAUUAUUGUCGCGUUGGAUGGUAAAAAUUCGAGUUCAUUACCUGACGUCGUAUUACUUGAAUUGGCAGAUAAUGUGGCACGUGAGUUCAGCUGUUGGUUUGGCGUUGGAACAUUGCCAGAAAUAUGUCGCAUGUAUCCGAACUUAUUCAAUUCUCAACUUGAUCAGAAUUAUGAAGCCUAUUCGUUGACAUUAUCUCAACUUUUACCAUCGGGUCGUAUUAUGGUUGAUUUACGAGAACGAAAAUGUCUUAUCGAACUGACAAAUGAACCAACACUCGAAAAAGAACUUCAAGAUAGUGAAACAUCGAUGCUGACACUUAUCGCUCGAUUUGUGCAUGGUUGCUCGACUCGAAAUAUCGACACUAUUCAAAUAAUUGAUCUAAAUUUUCUUACAAAACAAAAUGCUUUCGAUGAUAAUCAAAUAUUUGAACUAUUAACUACUACAUUUCUUGAAUGCAAUGAAUACAAUCGAUCAAUGUUGAUUUUCGACAUCGAUUCCUUGAUUAUGCUUACUGUAUCCGAUUCCGAAAUGUCUAAAUCAGAAUCGAUCUCUAAUAUUCGUUUAUAUCAAUUUAUUCGUGAAAAAUGUAAGACAGCCAUUGUUGAACAAAUUUCUUCAGAUAAGGAUAUUAAGAUGGUUAAAGAAAAAUGGGUUGUCAUCAUUGUUAAACAUCCACUUUUACGACAACUGAUCAUUGACGAUAUCGAAUUCAAGCAGACUUCACAACAACUACAGAAAGAAGAAGAUGAUAAAAAGAAACGAAUUGACGAUGAAACUGAAAAACUCUGUCCUAAAUGUCAUCAGAAUUAUAUUCCAUCGAAGACUAACUAUGGAAAUUGUCGUUAUCAUGAUGGAUUCAUCUACGAUCUCGAAGGGAAUGCUGCACUAAGCAUGGACGAAGCUCAGAGCAAGCUACAAAAAGUAAAACUUCGUCAACAACAUGCAUCGUCUGAACCACCACCACAAUUAAUUUGGGCCUGUUGUCUCGGUGUAUUUGGAGUUGAUGGACCAUGUCGAAUUGGAUUGUGUGGUUUGCCAGAAGAACUCAAAGAAAAAUAUAGUGAUGCUCCCAAUCAAAUGGAAAUUGUUCAAGAACAUUUCAAGAAAAAUCAAGCUGCCUCAGCUAAAAUUAGUAAAUUCUUAGAGACUUUCAAAAAAGCAAAUACUACAAUUUCAAACGCAUCAACACCAACAAGGUCAUCAACAAAUUCAACUGACCGAAUAACGACAGGUCUACCAAUAAAUAAAAAAUGA